Molecule: messenger RNA, 1884 nt
Organism: Nicotiana attenuata
Lineage: Eukaryota; Viridiplantae; Streptophyta; Magnoliopsida; Solanales; Solanaceae
Product: nuclear pore complex protein DDB_G0274915-like
Exons: 1
Coding region: 209-1378 (389 amino acids)
Source: RefSeq, a predicted model, not a curated record
GCUGCUUCUGCUAUAUGCUAUGCCUAGCUUCAGCUAAACUCCACAUUAUUCACAACCCCCUCUCUAAACCCUAGCUCUCCCUCAACUUCUCUCUCUCUCUAAAAACUUUCUCUCUCUUUCUCACUGCAUAUAUUUCAAGGUGCUUGAAAUUCACCGCUUUCAUUUUCUGCAAACAAAAAGCUACAUUUCUUCUUUCUGUUGUGAGUCCAUGACUUCAUCUGCUUGCUUAAACAACAUCACCAUUUCGUCGGAGAAUUUUCUCGAUUGUCCUCCGACUAAGUACAAGUCCUUCGUCUGGUCCAAGAAGACAACUGCUCUGAAUAAACCGGAAGUUCUAGAUCCAGAACAUCCGGUUAACGAAAUGGCGGAUUUCGAGUUCCGACUCGAAGAUCCAGUGACUAUGUUACCGGCCGCCGAUGAGCUUUUCUCCGACGGAAAACUCGUGCCUCUGCAACUCUCCGCGAUCCACACGGCGGCCGGCACCUCUACUUCCUCCGGGCUCAGAUCGCCGGAGACACCGAAACUACGCACGAGAAAUGAUCUCAUUUCUCGUGCGGACACUUGUUUGUUCUCUCCAAAGGCUCCGAGGUGUUCGAGUCGGUGGAGAGAACUUUUAGGCUUGAAGAAACAGCAGCACAACAGCAACAACAACGACAAUGACAAAGAAGAAGGUAAAAAAAAUAGCACAAACAACACAUAUAAAUCUCUGAAAAUUAAUUUCCUUAAUCGCAGCUCAAAAUCCUCAAAUUCUUCAACCGACUCAUCUCUAAUUAACAUUCCUUUGCUCGUCAAGGAUUCCGAUUACGAGUCGAUUUCAAUUUCCUCAUCUCGAUUAUCUCUUUCAUCUUCUUCCUCUUCCGGCCACGAACACGACGAUCUUCCUCGUCUUUCUCUCGAUUCAGACAAACCGAGUAGCUUUAGCCAUAGCAAUACUCAAAACAUUGCUAAUACUAAUCCUCCUCGAAUUCGACUAGUGAAACACAGAGCUUUAUCGUCAGAAAAUCCAACUAUCUGUGCCAGUAGUGCAAGAGGUGGAGUGUCGAUUGAUGAUAGUCCGCGCAUGAAUUCUUCAGGAAAAAUUGUUUUCCAUAAUUUAGGAAGAAGUUCAAGUAGUCCAAGCAGUUUUAAUGGUGGAGUGGCCAGGUAUAAAAAUGGAGGAGGAGGAAUGGAGAGAUCUUAUUCAGCUAAUGUUCGUGUUACUCCGGUUUUAAAUGUUCCAGUAUGUUCUCUAAGAGUUUCUUCAAAAUCUGGAGUAUUUGGAUUUCCUCUGUUUUCUUCUUCUUCGCAACAGAAAAAAGAUGGUGGUGGUAGUUCUAAUAUUAGUGCCGGAGCUGAAAAUAAGAGACAUUAUGGUAGUAGCAAGACUCGCAUAGGCUGAAGGAAGCAUUCCCCCGUAAAGUUUUUGUUAUGUGACAGGAGAUUACGGGUUCGAAUCAUGAAAAUAGUUUCUCCCGGUUAAGACACACUUGUGAUCUGGUACUUCCCGAACCCUGCAAAUAGCGAAAGGUUAGUGUACCGAGCUCCCCUAGAGCUUGUAACUAGUAAAAUUAUUGUCAUGUGAUAAGGAGGUCUCGAGUUCGAGCCGUGCAUGAAAAUAGCAGAAAUGCAAAAAUACAGGGUAAGGCUACGUACAAUAGACCUUUGUGGCGACCAUAAGUGUGGUUUAACCCUUACCGGACCCACGCAUAGCGGAAACUUAGUAUAAGGCUGAGUACAAUAGACCUUUAGGGUUUAGCUUAUUUUUCUGAUUCUGUAAAUAUGAAGGGAAUUAAUUAACUCUUGUUUCUUUGGAUAAUAUUUCUCAUAUUUUUUUGUUUAGCUAACUUUGAUGAUGUAGAAUUUUCAAUAAUUUUUAUAUUGAAUAGUUGGAAGUUCUUGUCUAUG